AUGCCGGAUGCCUCUAUUCGUAUUGGGCUCCUAAUCCUGUGCAUAUUGACCCUUGGGCUCUCGUUCGGUGUGGGUAGCACGACUCUCCUAUCUGUCUCCGGAGACCAGGCUCAUGCGCAGGAUGCUAAUUUGCUGAAAAAUGUGGAGACGGAAAGCGCUGGCGAUGAAAUUUCUGCUUCCCGUCCGGACAACAAGGAAUUGGUGCCGUCUUACCGCCUCCAUCCCUCAAACAGACUACUGCUGUUGCACAAGGAUGGAAAGAUCUCAUCUUACGGGCUUGAUAAUGGGGUGCCAAUGUGGACUGUAGAUACAGGCGGAGAUAUGUUGCGUGUAGAGAUUGAGAAGCAUCCGACUGAACGAGUAAUUCGUCAAGAUCCUCUUGCGCUCCCUUUUCUACUGGAGGGCGGCAUGCUUUUUACGAGACGUUGCGUGGCGCCAUUUGGGUGCAAGAAGCAGAUGCCAGAGCGUUGUUUUGACAGAAAAGGGAUAGAGGUGGAAACGCGUCCCGAAGCAAGGCCUGGUGAAGCGAAAACUAGAAGCGGCUCAGGGGAUUCAUGUGAAAUACCCUUUUCAUCAACGCAUCCACGAUGCUUUAUGAAUCUCUCAACGCUAAUAGAAAAGAAACAUGUACAAGUUGGCGAAACGGAUAUAUUUGUUACUACAUCAGCGCACAUUAUGGAUGUGGAUAGUAAUGAUGGAAAACCGGUACCGGAAACAAACUCACUUUUCUCUUAUCUACAUGUUGUACGAUAUGACUUUACUGUCCAUGUGCGACGUCCCGGUGAAUACAGUUGGCAUAUGAGUAUUGCUCAAUACAAGCUCUCUGAAAAAUCUCCUCUGCAAAGUUCCGAAGAAAAUUUAAGUGACCAUGAUCCACUUUUUGUCUCUCGUGUGCUUCAGAGCCUGCUUCAAAAGGGGGAUUGUGGCGACAAUGAAUAUGUCCCUUCAACGAAUGAAGAGAACACUGUUGACAAGGUAAAUAUUGAGCCAGUUGUGGAAGAGGGUUCUCAUAACGAUAUUCGUAAUAAGCAAUUGAUGAUCCGAGAAGUUGAUAGGAAUACGUACGUCCUUUGGAGCGAAUUAAAGCAUGCUCCUGUUUGGUCAUCCGUCGUAAACCCUCUCAGUACGGUCAUGUCGGCUUUUGUGUGGUUCUCAGACAGGGGCAAGGUGCAUUCUCUUCCUGUUUACCGUCUUGAAACACCAAGGAGCAUCGCGGAUACGGUUGAGAUUUUAGAGCCGGAAAACACGGACUCCCUAUAUCUCCCAUCUUCUCUCAACAGCGACCAGCACCGGAGCAAAAUGUCCUUUAAUUUGCAUGGAUUUCCCAAUACGUGGGAAUUCGACAUUGUUGCCGAUGAGCUUGAACUCCGUGAGCUUCAAAACUUAUAUCAACAGUGUUCUUGGAUUCAUGGGUGUGAUGGCUCAUCUGGGAAUAUACCAAAUCAUUCUCCCAAUCAAAGAAAUCCUGCAAUGUCCUCACAAAUGUCGCUUGUAAGCCGCUUCCCGUUGUCUCACACAGAUACAGGGAAUACAUUGCUCUUACUGUUUAACGUCUCCUGCUAUGUCGUUUCGUUUCUAUCAGCAUUUUUGGCCGUAAUCUUCCGCUGGUACUUGUGGAAUACGACGGGCGUUGGGCCAGACGCCUUUGUGGAUCGCAUCAGUAAUUCUUCUAGGCCGGGCUCGAUAAAAAUGAAACCACUGGAUCCCAAAAUCUCUGCGCCCCAAAGUGUGAAAUCCAUUGACAGCGCAUACAAAGAAUUGGAGGCGUCUCAUGCCACGGAGGACGGAAGGAGUUUUGAUUCCAUCACUCCACUUGCGGAAGCUGAAAUGCUCCCACCGAGCACAGUAAACGUGGUGGGAACAAACUCAAUGCAUCAUGUAGAUUCAUGGUGGCGAUACUCGGGAGAUGACGAAAUUUCCAUAAGUGACAAACCCAGCAGUGAGUGUCGCAUUCAACCGAAUUCAAAUGUGUCAUCUCAACUUUUUCAGCAGCAGUUCCAAAAGCCCGAAAAGAUUGGAUCCGGAGCAGAAGGAAGCGUUUUCCGUGUGAAGCACCAAUUUACAGGCGUUUCCUACGCCGUCAAGGCUAUUCGUAUACCAGAUGACAAUGAGAUAUACAUCCAAGAAGCCGUGCUGCAUAGCACAUUUGAUUCGGUUAAUGUUGUGCGCUUUUUCAAUGCCUGGAUUGAACGUGUGCCCCGGAACUUUGCGGAGACGCUUGGCAUUCUUCAUCGUGAUGACACCAUGGACAACAUCUCAGCGGAAACGCUGGAGAGUUUUCACGAAACACCUUUUACGGAAUCUGCCUCCAGUGAUGCCUGUUAUACCGUGCUGUUUAUUCAAACGGAGUGGUUUGAGCGCGGCACUCUGGCAGACCACUUUGUUAGGAGAAAAGGGUUUACUCGUUUGGAGAAUUUAAAACAUCUUCUUCAAAUUUCUGAGGGACUUCAGUAUCUUCACUCGCAGUGCGUGGUGCACUGUGAUCUCAAGCCGAGAAAUAUUUUUAUGUCUGACUCUGGGAUUAUGAAAAUUGGGGAUUUUGGGCUUUCGAGAAAAAAUCGUAAGCGGCCCCAUAAAUUGCGCGGGGAUGCCGAUGGGUUUACAUCCAACUCGGAAGCAGGUGACGAGGGACACGCCAUUGCCGCCUUUACUCCUCUUUACUGCAGUCCGGAACAGAAACGUGGGGAUGCUGCAACCACCGCGAGCGAUAUUUACUCUUUGGGGUUGAUCGCUCUUGAGUUUUACUGUGUUUUCACCACGCAGCAUGAGAGGUUUUGCACACUGGGCGAAGCACGCCAGGGUGUAUUUCCAAAGGAGUUUGCGGAUACGUAUCCGGUGGAGAGGGCCCUCUUUCAGAAAAUGUUGUCGGAGGACGAGAGUUGUCGUCCAUUGAUGAAGGAUAUCGUUAAAGCCCUGCGACAGGGAAUUAAGGAGGAGGAGGAGGUGAUGGAUGGGUUGAUCAUGCGGUCUAAGACGCUUAGCCCAAUUGACGAGUACGAAUCCUCAAAUCCCGCGUCUCCACUGGAAAAAUUCAAAGAGAAGGGAAAAUUAACACGGGUCGCUCCAAAAUUUACCAGAUUAUCUUUGAGCUCGCUGGAAUCCACAGAGUUUACUCAAAACACAUGA
Messenger RNA from Trypanosoma cruzi, 3126 nucleotides. Its product is annotated as protein kinase, putative. The transcript has a single exon. Lineage: Eukaryota; Euglenozoa; Kinetoplastea; Trypanosomatida; Trypanosomatidae. The record is from RefSeq and is a predicted model, not a curated record. Gene Ontology annotation, molecular function: protein kinase activity; ATP binding. The coding region runs from base 1 to 3126 and encodes 1041 amino acids. Gene Ontology annotation, biological process: protein phosphorylation.